Molecule: messenger RNA, 909 nt
Organism: Caenorhabditis remanei
Lineage: Eukaryota; Metazoa; Nematoda; Chromadorea; Rhabditida; Rhabditidae
Exons: 3
Coding region: 1-909 (302 amino acids)
Source: RefSeq, a predicted model, not a curated record
AUGGUCAAGAAGAUCACAAUCUACACUGCAUUCGGACAUUUCCUCCAGAUGGUUGAACGUCAAGCUGAAGAAGAAAAGGAGCAAGUGAAGGAAUUGGAUACUGAUCGUUGCCCGAUGGAUCAUCCAUUGAGUGACUAUCAGAAUGCUCUCCAAUCGACUCAGGACCUCCAAGUUCGUUCGUGUCCAGUGGAUCAAUCGGUUCAAAUCGACGAAAUCAUGAAGAAAUCAGCCAGUUGUCCAUCUCUUCCAUUCAAUUUCUCUCAUCCAAUUGAUCCUAUUCAAAUGACAAUUUCUCCAGUUCCAACUUCAAUCGAAUCCAAAAAAUUGAAUGAGGCAACUGAGAUGAUGAUGUCAUUCUGGAAGGUUCAUGUCACAUCACGCAAACCAAAAUCUGAAAGAGAAGAGCAAAUUUCAUCGAUUUUCGAGAAACUCGAAGGAUUAUUUGCUGUUUCAUCCACUACAUCCGUGGCUUCAAUGUUUGGAAAGUUUGAAGAAUACAUUGAAGAAAUGAAGAGAGAGGAAUUGCCAAAGAAAGAUAAAUCUCUUAUCUGGAAUUCACCGGAUCAACCAACAAUUCCACAACUUCCAGUUUUUGUGAAGUCCCCAGUUGAUUCGUUGAAAUUCUAUAAGGGAACUCAUACACAAACUGCUGAGAUGGCUGAUGACGAACUGUCUGAAUUGACUCAUUAUGCUUCUGCUAACACGUCGACAGUCUCUUCUCCUACAACAUCUCAUUCUUCCGGUUCAUCGUCAUCUUCUGGUUCCACAACUACCAUCAUUGCCCGUCCAAAUCGUCUUCAGACGGAAAUUCGUUUGCAACAAGCAGUCAUUGAAGAGCAGAAGAAGAUUAUUGAUGGACUUUACAGCCUUCAAACUCUUAGUCGCAGAUUGAAAAAUGUCCGUAAAUAG